This is a messenger RNA of Heterobilharzia americana, 640 nucleotides long. The record is from the annotation of a GenBank genome assembly. NCBI's taxonomy places the organism in Eukaryota, Metazoa, Platyhelminthes, Trematoda, Strigeidida, Schistosomatidae.
AAGUCGGCUUGAGAACUCGACUUUAAAGCAAAGGAUUCACAGCUCAAAUCCUAACCUACCAACGUCUGUCUAGCCAACAGAGAUCAAGUGAGUGAGUCAGCAGACUGAAAACAUCAGUCUAUCUAGAAACUACUAUUUAAAGAAAACAAACAUUACCUUCAUAGACAAGUUGAUAAACGAAUAUGAAGUGUCACCGAAAACUUACAGAUAUAUUUAAUUCAAACAAUGAAGUUGAUAGUUUAAAGAAGAAUAAACACCUUAGAAAACCUGUUAUCUGUGGUACCUGUGGGCGCAAAGACACAACACCUCAGCAUCCAAUACUAUGUGGUCCUGUGAUUAGUUGUGAAUAUUCUUAUGGAUGUCAUAAUAAAAAAGAUGGUGUGAAAUGGCUAGAUCAAGCAGGUAUUGAACGUUUGAUCAUUCAAUACAGUCUAGCACAAAGUUUAGCUGAAGAGAAAGCAACAAAGCAAACAGAUAACUACAGUCUAAAAUAAUCGUUCAAAAAUUCUAUACAAGAUUGUGAAAAUUUCAGUUGGUGAACUUCUUUUCCCAAUGGACUUACAGUUAUCUAGAACAUAAUAAGCUUCAGUCAUCUUUUAUAUGCAUGUUAGUAAUGUUUCGUUUCAUUGAACUUCCUGAA